CCUCCAGCCGCCAUCAUGAUCAUCUACCGGGGCCUCAUCAGCCAUGAUGAGAUGUUCUCCGACAUUUACAAGAUCCGGGAGAUCGCGGACGGGCUGUGCCUCGAGGUGGAGGGGAAGAUGGUCAGUAGGACAGAGGGUGGCAUUGAUGACUCGCUCAUUGGUGGAAAUGCCUCUGCUGAAGGCCCCGAGGGUGAAGGCACCGAAAGCACAGUCGUCACCGGUGUUGAUAUUGUCAUGAACCAUCACUUGCAGGAAACUAGCUUCACAAAAGAAGCCUACAAAAAGUAUAUCAAAGAUUACAUGAAAUCAAUCAAAGGCAAACUUGAAGAACAGAGACCAGAAAGAGUAAAACCUUUUAUGACAGGGGCUGCAGAACAAGUCAAGCACAUCCUUGCUAAUUUCAAAAACUACCAGUUCUAUAUUGGUGAAAACAUGAAUCCAGAUGGUAUGGUUGCUCUCCUGGACUACCGUGAGGAUGGUGUGACCCCAUAUAUGAUUUUCUUUAAGGAUGGUUUAGAAAUGGAGAAAUGUUAACAAACUUGGCAAUUCCUUGGAUCUAUCACCUGUCAUCAUAACUGGCUGCUGCUUGUCAUCCACACGAUACCAGGACUUAGAUAGAUGGACUGAUGCCAUCUUGAACUCAUUUAUUUUGACCUUGAUUUAUUUG
Messenger RNA from Choloepus didactylus (southern two-toed sloth), 667 nucleotides. Its product is annotated as translationally-controlled tumor protein-like. The record is from RefSeq and is a predicted model, not a curated record. The transcript has a single exon. Gene Ontology annotation, molecular function: calcium ion binding. Lineage: Eukaryota; Metazoa; Chordata; Mammalia; Pilosa; Megalonychidae. Gene Ontology annotation, cellular component: cytoplasm. Bases 16 to 534 code for a protein of 172 amino acids.